UCGGGAGCCACCAUUCCUCUCCCCCUACUUAACAGCGCCUCCACCCCACCCAACUCAACACGCAAAGCAGAGUCCAUUCCACUAGUCGAGAGAAAAUCAAGAGCAGCGACCAGAGCUAGGGGGGAAAAGCAGAGGCAAAGCAUCGAAAGAAGAGAAAGAGAGCGAGGAUGUGUGGCGGAGCGAUCCUCGCCGAGCUCAUCCCGGGCGCGCCGGCUCGCCGCGCCGCGUCCGGCCACGGCCACGUCUGGCCCGGCAAGGGCGCCAAGCAGACAAAGGCCGCGGCGGCCGACGACUUCGAGGCCGCGUUCCGGGAGUUCAACGAGGACUCUGAUGAGGAGGACGUGGUGAUGGUGGUGGAGCGGCAGGAGGAGGUGGCCGAGAGCAAGCCCUUCGUGUUCGCCGCUUCGCCCAAGAAGAAGCAGCAGCAGCAGCAGGAGGAGGAGGAGGAGCAGGCGGCGCCCGCCCGCCGCAGGAAGCCGGCGCAGUACCGGGGCGUGCGGCGCCGGCCGUGGGGCAAGUGGGCCGCCGAGAUCCGCGACCCUGUCAAGGGCGUCCGCGUCUGGCUCGGCACCUUCCCCUCCGCCGACGCCGCCGCGCUCGCCUACGACGAGGCCGCGCGCGCCAUCCGCGGGCCCAGGGCCAAGCUCAACUUCCCUUCCUCCUCCGCCGUCGCCGCCGCGGCCCCGGGAGCACGCAAGCGAGGCCGCGCCGGCGCCGACGCGGCCCCCGCUGCCAAGCCAGCGCAGGUCAUCACCCUCGUCGACGAAGAGGAGGAGCACGCGUCGUCCUUGUUCGUCAAGCACGAGGCCGACGCGAGCGAGGGCUCCGAGUCCAGCGGCGCCCUCCCCGACUUCUCGUGGCAGGGCGUGUCGGCGUUCGACGAGGCCCCGGCGUACCCCGCCCCGGAGCCCGAGACCGAGCAGCUCGCGAAGCGGGCGAGGACGACGGAGGCCGAGGACGCCGACGAGGGCAUGUCGGCCCACCAGGCGUCCGACUGCGACUCCGACGCGCUGUUCGACGCGCUCCUCUUCGCCGACCAGUUCGCCUACUUCAACGGCGGCGCCUACGAGUCCCUCGACAGCCUCUUCAGCGCCGACGCCGUGCAGAGCGGCGCCACCGCCGCGGACGAGGCGGCCCUGGGGCUCUGGACCUUCGACGACGACUGCCUCGUCGACGAGUGCAGCCUGUCGUUCUAGAUCUUCUUGUUCCGCGUGCGUCCGUUCAUGUCAUGCGAUGCGGUGGUGUAAAUAGAGUAGCUUGCCUUGUGAAAUCUGUGUAAGAGUUUGACAUCGUUGUGAAAGAUUUUGCCUACGCCUUCGAUGCAAAA
Aegilops tauschii subsp. strangulata is the source of this 1327-nucleotide messenger RNA. RefSeq lists its product as uncharacterized. Gene Ontology annotation, biological process: regulation of DNA-templated transcription. The record is from RefSeq and is a predicted model, not a curated record. Lineage: Eukaryota; Viridiplantae; Streptophyta; Magnoliopsida; Poales; Poaceae. Gene Ontology annotation, molecular function: DNA-binding transcription factor activity; DNA binding.